GAACUUACGUGUGACGUAGAUGGAUUUCAUCCUGUAGUUGCAAAGCGAAGCUGUUAGCUGAAGCUAGCAGCACUUCUUUUAUUUUGCCACACUUUUACUCAAACGGUUGUCGUUAAGAUUAGUGUUGCUGAGUGGUUCUACGGGAAGUUAUCAAACACCAGACUCUUUAAGGAGCCAUUUUGCUAAGGUUUCUCCUGGAGAAAGACUGCUGAGCCAUGUACAAUGGUAUUGGCCUGACCACUCCUCGGGGCAGCGGCACCAAUGGCUACGUGCAGCGCAACCUGUCGAGCCUGCGGGUCAAGAGGCCCCGAGACGAGCGCGGAGGCGAGCGCGACGAGAAGGACCGCGAGCGGCUGGAGAGUCAGCUCAACCGGCAGCCCAACGCCGACAUCCUGGAGCACCAGCGCAAGCGGCAGCUGGAGGUCAAAUGCGCUGAGCUGCAGGACAUGAUGGAGGAGCAGGGAUAUUCGGCCGAGGAGAUCGAGGAGAAGGUGAACAGUUUCCGCAUGAUGCUGCAGGAGAAGGAGGAGCCGCCUCCCGCUGCCGCUCAGAAACCAACUGUGACAGAAACACACGCCCUGGCUGCAGCCAACCAGCAGAAGAACGACCGUCUUCGUGCCGCUUUCGGCAUCUCCAGCGACUACGUGGACGGGUCGUCCUUCCACGCCGACCGCAAGGAAAAGGAGAAAGAGAAGCGGGAGCAGGAACGUCUGGAGCGGGAGAAACUGCAGCAGCAGAAAUACACCUUGGUGGAAGAUUCAGAUGACUCAGAUUCUCCUCCUAAGAAGCGCAGCCGGAAGAAGAAAAAGAAAAACAAGAGCAGAGAAAGCAGCUCAGAGAGUUCGUCCUCAUCUCCUCGCAAAGAGAAGAAGAAAUCCAAAAAGAAGAAAAAGAAACGGGAGGCGUCUGAGGACGAAGACGACAGUUCCUCAGACGAGAAGCAGAAAGUGGCGAAGAAGAAAAGGAGUGGAAGUUCCAGUCCUCCGAAAACGAAGUCGGGUCGGCGCAGAAGCGUCUCCUCGAGUUCAGAUCACAGCAGCAGAUCUCCACCUCCAUCCAGAUUGCAUCCAAAGGACCAAACCGCAAAAACCACAGAAGGCAGAAAGGGGCGGUCGCCAGACAGGAGGCGCCGUGGCUCUGAGGAGCGCAGCCCACAGCGUCGAGCGGGCGACGGGAGGAGGCCCAAUCCUGAGAGGGAGAAAGAGCAACGCCGGGAGACGGAGAAGACCCAAAGGAGACAUGACUCCUCGUCCCCCUCUCCGUCUCCAGAGAAAGACAGAAACGUUGAUCGGGGAAGAGCAAGAAAAUCCGGAAGCAAACAAAGGGAGCGAGAAAAAGGGCAAGCCAGGAGCACGGACAUGGACUCAAGACAGCACUCCAGGAAUCAGGAGACGGAGAAGAGGAGGCGCUCCAGGAGCGUAGAGGUGGACAAAAGAGAUCAAUCUAGAAACAAUGAGAAGGGGUUAAAGAGUCGAGAAAUCAGAAACACAGAGAAAGAGAAAGUACCUCAGAGGAUCAGACGGGAGCCCUCCUCUUCGUCUUCCUGUUCUCCUUCUCCUCCUCCUCCUCCUCCUCCUCCUCCUCAGCAGGAAACAAGGGGGGAAAGAAGCAGGCUCCCUGAGCGGGAAAAAGACGGGAGCAAACACAGAACGACGAGACAUGACUCUUCAUCUCCGUCUCCUCCUCCUGUAAAGGAAAGGGCACAAAGAGGAAGGAGUGGAGAUAAAGAACGUACAAGUGAGAAGGACAUUCAGUCAAAGACACGGGGACGAAAUGAAAGGGACGUCAAGAAAGGUGAAGCUCAGCGGCAGGAUAGAGAGAGACAACCGUCUCCUCGCCAACAGAAAGGAGACAAGAUGGCAGGCGGUCGAGAUUUGUCCCCAUCCUGCACCAAUGGAAGCCAGAUUGAGAGGAGACAAGAAACGCACAAAGAACGAUCGACAGACAGGCAUUUGAAUAAGCAAAAGGAAGAAAGUGGUGAGAAACGUAGGAAAGACGGCGGGCCGACUGCCGACGGUAGAGGGGACGGGUCCAGACCUCCGGAGAAGCAGAGGAGCCCAGUGAGAGAGAAAAGACUGGAGGAGAAGCUGAAACAAACAGAAAGCAGCAGCAGCAGCAGUAGCAGCAGCAGCAGCGAUAGUGACAGUGACAGCUCCUCAUCCUCCUCUUCGUCCUCAUCCUCCUCCUCUUCAUCUUCCUCUGAGGACGAGGAUAACGCCGAUAAAACUGCAUCACCAGAACAAGAGAGAAGCAUUCAUAGGAAAAGUGUGCCGUCGGCCAUCGGAGCUGCUGUUGAAAGGUUUCUGGCCAAUGGGAGGAAAGAAAGCGCCGCUGGUUCUGAAGGCGACGGACCCAGACGUCCCCACCGAGAACCUGGACCGGACAAACCCGAGCGUGAGAGACCACCGCUCAGAGAUCCCGCCCAGGAUCGCCCGUCUCAAGCUAAAGGACAAGAGCGGUACAGCCCCACGCAAGUGGAAAGCCGGAGUCCGUCUCCCUCCACACCCAGGAGACCCGAAAACAACCGAGGCAGGAGGUUCUCUCCGCCUGAGGCCAGAGCUGGGGACCGGGCGAAGGACAAGGACGCCUCCAAGAGGACCACAAGGGCCAGCCCCAACGCCAGGAGCCCACGCUCUCCAGCCCAGAGGACCGCUACCAUCCCACCAGCCGCCCGCACUCCUCCAAGGCAGUAUCAGGAACCCCCGUCCCGGUCCAGAAGAACGUCACCGCCUCCAUUCCCAUCAGACCGUGACAGGGACAAGGGACGAGAAUGGGACAGGGACAAGGGACGAGAAUGGGACAGAAUAGUCAGAAGGAGCCGGUCCAGAAGUCCUAGGCCCAGAAGUCCUCCGAGAAGACGCAGCGGAUCUAGGCCCAGAAGUCCUCCGAGAAGACGCAGCGGAUCUAGGCCCAGAAGUCCUCCGAGAAGACGCAGCGGAUCUAGGCCCAGAAGUCCUCCGAGAAGACGCAGCGGAUCUAGGCCCAGAAGUCCUCCGAGAAGACGCUACGGCUCUAGGCCCAGAAGUCCCCGAAGGCGCAGUGGUUCUAGACCCAGAAGUCCGAGGCGGCGUAGUGGGUCCAGGCUGAGAAAUCUGAGACGCCGUAGCGGUUCUAGGCCCAGAAGCCCAAGACGACGCAGUGGGUCAAGGCCUAUAUCUAGGCCUAAAAGUCCAAGGAGACGCACUAGAUCUAGGUCCAGAAGUCCAAGGAAACGCAGCAGAUCCACGUCAAGAAUCCUCAGACGGCCAAGUCCCCCCAGCAGGUUCCGCCGCUCGCCGUCUCCUCAGCAGCGGCGGCGGGCCAGUCGCUCGCCCUCCACAGACAGGCAGAGGGAGCGAGAGAGGGGCCGGCAGCCAGAGAGACCGCCGCCUGCAAAGGUCGCCUCCCCGCCCCAAAGGUCGUCCUCUUCCUCCUCCUCGUCCAGCUCCAGCUCCUCCUCUUCCUCGUCUCCUUCCCUGCCGCCGGAGAGGAAGGAGGUGAAGCCUCCGGCGGAGAGAGAGAGGCCGCUUCCGGACGACGGGAAGCCGGCGGGUCGAUCUUCGUCGGCUCAAGGUCCCCCCAGGGACUCUGCCCGAGCCGCGGCGGCACCGGGUCGAAGGAGCUCGCCGUCCGACCCGCGCCGGCCUCAUGACGCCAUCAGGAGGUCGCCGGCCAUCAGCCAAUCAGAAGGCAGGCAGCCAACAGCUGGUCCCGAAGGGAAGCAGUCACUGACAGCCACCAGGAAGGACGCUGCUGUGAACGGGAAGGAGAAGGCCAGCAGGAGCAGCAGCUCCAGCUCCUCUUCAUCCUCCUCGUCUUCAUCAUCGUCCUCCUCCUCGUCAUCCUCGUCUUCGUCUUCAGACAGCUCUGACUCGGAGGCGGAGCAGGGCAAAGGGAAGCCAGAGAAAGGACGAAGCUCCCAGUCCUCCUCUUCCUCAUCCAGCGAUGAAGGGGAAGCCAAGAAAAACAGCCCUGCUCGGCCUCACCGCGUCCCGGCCGACUCGCUCAGAGAUUCCCGUUCUCUCAGUUAUUCUCCUCCCAGACACAUCCGAGCCGUUCGCUCCUCUCCCGCUCCCAGGAGCGCAGGCCGGCGGUCGCCCAGAUCCUCGUCCAGCAGCAGGAGGAGAAAAUGAGCGAUCAUCAGAAACACAUCCUUCCUCCUUCUCCUCUUCCUCCUCCUGCCAGCCUGGACUCCAGCACUGGGUCUGGAGAACUGCUCCUGCAGUGAUCUGUUUUUGUUUUGGUGGAGCGUCGCAGGCUGCAGCCGCCUCACCCCAACUGUACCUGUGCUGAAUGUCGUCCUUCCUGUAGAUAUGAGCUGUCCGUAUUUUGGUUAUUAUUAUGUAACAGGUAAACGAUUCCAUGCAAUGUGAGCAGAAACUGAAACUAGGGUAAUGUCUUUUGUUGAAAAUGAUUCAUCGUAUUAAUAAAAAGUAAUUGUAAAUUUUA
Molecule: messenger RNA, 4428 nt
Organism: Poecilia reticulata (guppy)
Lineage: Eukaryota; Metazoa; Chordata; Actinopteri; Cyprinodontiformes; Poeciliidae
Source: RefSeq, a predicted model, not a curated record